AGGAAAUAGUAGCCCACUAUGGAGCCGCCCUGUUUAAUGGCGAGCUAACAGCAGCAACACUCCAAGCGACUUACUCUGGGUGUUUUAAUGCCGAAACGCGUCAAUAAUGUAGUUGUAAACCCCCGCCAUUCUGACGUUGGGCUCGUUCUCGCAGCGCCGAUAAUGCCGAAGAUGAAACUACGGAUGAAAACAGGCAAGGAAGGUGGCGACGAAACGACCGAGGAAGAUGCAUUAGUGGAGCCGAAGGAACGGCAGCAUAUCCCCAGUGUGGUCUCUCCCACAUCGAUGUCCAACAGGCUGGAGCAUUCGCCCAACGAUCAUGUUUUUCCACCCCAGCUGGACAAGGAGACUAUUUUUGAAUGGUUCGGCCUUCAUCUAAACCCUGCCAAGCGAAUCGAGUUCAUGUGCGGGCUGAUGCACAUGUGUCAACCCCUGGAGCUUCGUUUUUUAGGAUCGUACUUGGAAGACCUGGCUCGGAAAGAUUAUCAUGUUUUACGAGACUUUGAGUUUCGUGCAAAUAAUCCAAACGAGCUGGGGAUUUUAACGGAUUUAAUCGACCCCGUUGUGAGGUCUAAGCUACUAGUGUGUCUUUCGCUUCUCGGAUCUGACAGCAGGGAAUGCGCUGGGAUACUCUUUCGCAUACUGAGCCAUGUAGAUCCGUCCUUAUUCUACAAAAAAUAUGACUACUCCCUUCCUUCAUUCAGGGACCCUCAGCACCAUCCGGAUGGGAAUGCUUGCAAACAAACAUGCGCCGUGUCAAACACCGAGAUCUCCCCUGGACCUUUGGACCAGUUAGCGCUACUUUUCAGUAUGGCCUCUUUACACCCAGCUUUUCAUUUUCACCAGCGAGAAACGCUUCGGGCGCAACUAGAUAAAAUUGAGCUGGCGAUUGAAGAGGAAAGACGACAGAUUCGUCGAAAUGCACAAACAACGGAAUUGCCAGGACAUAAGGUUGAUUAUCUGCCUUCUUCGUCUUUGGGAGAAUGUGCAGACUCCCAUCCUCCUUGUCAGAGCCGACGCUCCAGACGCGGGGCGAUACAAAAAGAAGCGGUGCAUAUAGAGGCAAUUGUUCUCAAGUGUAUCUCUCUGACCAGAAUAGACAAGGAAUACAACUUUGAGGUGAAGUGGUCAGACUCCUCCUCUAGUCACGUGACCAAAACUCAUCUGGAAUUGGAAAAUUUCCUUUUUAAGCUUCCUAAAGAUCAGUGCACUGACUCAUUUGAGAAGAGCCUCCUGAGACUUUUGAGCCAGGGGCACCACUAUGAGAGCAGAGAGUGCGAGAAAAGCCUCAGGGAAAAGUUCCUUGCUGCGCCUCCAAUUUUCAGACAGACCAAGAGGGUGUGCAGCUUCUUCAAUUGCGACUCCAGUUAUUCUACCAAACCAUCAAGUUGCCGUUGCAACUGUCAGCUUGGGAAAAAUUUACAAGGUGAUUGCUCUGACGCCUCAAGUCAAGAUGAAGAAUCAUACAGUCAAGGGCAUAAGAAAAAGCACGGUGCCAAGAGUGCAAGUCAAAGUCUGCCCAGUGCAAAAGGGCCUCAGGGAGACAGUUGGAGAGGACCUCAUGUCGCUGAGCUCAGUGGUUCAUCAGAAAGGAGGAAAAGAGGCUUCAAUCUGAGAAGCGUGCCGGAACCUGAACAGGAAACGGAGAAACGAAACCACCCAGGAGCCAAGGCUAAAAGCAGAGACAGAGGCACAGAAAAAGGAUCUUAUUUGAUAAAUGGUAAUCUGGCACCAACUCAUUUGCCUCAAAAUAAAGGUUUGGUAGCUGUUGCUUGCUCUGGACCGGACACAUUUGGUGAAACGUCAUCAGAGAGCUACAGUUCUCCGUCAAGUCCUCAACACAGAGGAGUAGAGAGUCUGGAUAGUGAAGAUGAUAACAAUAAAGAUACUGACAGUCACUCUGAUGACUCCUUCCAAGUAGCAGGCCCCAACAUGUUCUUUGCCCGUCAAAGUGAUCCAAGUGUCGUGGAAAACCUGAUGUCUGUCCACCCUUUGUCCCCAAACAACCAGAUAGACUUUACAGGCCCAGAGAACAACUUGCAGUUUCCCCCUCUUUCCUUCAUGCAUCCUGACGUGCUUCCAAACGGCGCCUGUGACCCUCCACUGACCGUGCCUCCGCUUCCCAGCCAAAGCGUCCUCCCGGAUGGAAAGCCUUCUUCUGGACCGCUGAUGAUGCCCAUGCCUCCGGGGGUUCCGGUUAUGCCAGGCCCCGGGGAACCGGAAAAAAGGGACAUCAUGCCAACUUUUGGUAUCCCGUCAAUGGGUUUCCAACCCGGUGUGCAGCCUCUAGUCCAGAGGUUCAAAACCGCCUUGCCGCAUAACCAAGGUGGUCACGAUGGCUCCUCGGAGAGCACUUCUACUCCCGUCGGCUCCCAGUCCGCACAGCAAGCCCCGGUGCGACCUAUCGGUGCCACGUCUUCGGGCCUCGCCAUGUACCCAUCCUCUCUGCCCUGCCAGGACGCGGCCGCGCUAAGUUCAGGUCUGACGCGGUCACUGCCUCACGGAGAGGCUUCCCACGCCAAGCAUCCCGGUUUAACCCUCGGGUCUGCUCUGCCAUCCGCAUUCACUUUGCCACCUGGAGGUGCGCCGGCAGCUAGUGGACAUGUGCAAGCAGGCGUGCCGCCGGCCGUGCCCACGCACACCCCGGGCCCCGCCCCCAGCCCAGCACUUGCUCACGGCACGGCGCUCAGUGACUGUAUAUCUUACAGCAAUGCCGGCGCUUCCUGCGGAAGUGGCUGUGACAAUCCCAUCGCGCUUCCGCAGAGUCAGCAGCAACAAGUGCCCCCCCAGCCGCCCGCACCGCAGCCGCCGCAGCAACAGCAGCAUCUGAUGGGCUGCGGGACCUGCGGCUGCCACAACAACUGCGGCAGUCGAGGCAGCGGCAACGGCGUGAGCGGCUGCCAAGCGCCGCUGUUUUUCCCCAACCACCAAAUGGCUGCAGCGGUGCGACAGGUCUUCAGCGUCCCGCCCCCUCUCUUCCAACUCACGAGCCUGUGCAUCAACAGCUACCUCACCCAGGGCCAGCCACCCCACCAGGCCAACGGGGCCGCCGCCCUGCCACCUUUCUACCCAAACGCCCCGCCCCCCGGCCACCCUUCAGCCUACGGCCCCAUCCACUCGCAUCCUCACAGCCACGCAGACGUGUCGUCUCACAUGCUGAGCACGCAAGUGGUGGCGGCGGCGGCGGCCGCCGCUGCGAGCUACAACCUCCAACAGCAGAUGACACCGGUCGCAUCGUUCCAGCGCAUUUACCGGCACGUUUAUCCCAAUCCUCUUGGGAUGCUUCAAGCUGCUUCACUCGGGGGCGGCGGAGUCAAUAAGAAGAACGGGAGCGUGUCCUGUUCCAACUGCGGUGUGAGCGGACACUACGCUCAGGACUGCAAUCAGCCCUCCAUAGACUCCGCACAGCAAGGUGGUUUCCGGUUAAAGUAUGCGGCUUCGCAUGUCGCCGAGGCACUUGACGGCGCUGACUGAAAAAGUGGAGCUGUUUCCACAGUGACCCUGGCGCUUCCGUGUGCUCAAAAAAAGCAACAACAUAACAGGAAGAAAGCGUCCACCGCUAAGGGCUCAGCGGACAAAAGCGACAAAAAGUAUUUGUGCCUAAACCUUAUUCACAUGAAAUCAUUUCGACGUCUGGGGCACAUGA
Messenger RNA from Syngnathus acus (greater pipefish), 3646 nucleotides. It is a transcript of the gene zcchc2, whose product is annotated as zinc finger, CCHC domain containing 2. Gene Ontology annotation, molecular function: zinc ion binding; nucleic acid binding. The record is from RefSeq and is a predicted model, not a curated record. Bases 88 to 3474 code for a protein of 1128 amino acids. NCBI's taxonomy places the organism in Eukaryota, Metazoa, Chordata, Actinopteri, Syngnathiformes, Syngnathidae. The transcript is spliced from 14 exons.